CAAAUAAUUCGGGUUUUCCGCGACACAGGAGAACUGCCGGAGCAUGUCUAUAGAACUAGAGCCCGGUUUCUCUAACGACGAGGUGUUGAACGUACGUUACCCGCUUCACCGCGCAUGCAGGGAUGGAGACGUCGGCGCACUGUGCUCGCUGCUUCAGCGCUCCACCAACCAGGCGGACCUGGUUGCCGAAGACUCGUUUUACGGCUGGACCCCCAUCCAUUGGGCAGCACACUUCGGGAAGCUGGAGUGUGUUAUAAGGCUGGUGCAGGUGGGAUGUGAAGUUAAUGCACUGACGACACGGUUCGCCCAGACCCCGGCUCACAUUGCUGCAUUUGGAGGACAUCCAGAAUGCCUGCUGUGGCUCUUACACACUGGGGCUGAAAUAAACAGACAGGAUUAUGUGGGUGAAGCACCCAUUCACAAAGCAGCACGGGCCGGUAACAUGGAGUGUAUUAAUGCCCUGUUGGUCCAGGGAGCCAAACCAGGCCCAGAAAAGGGGGGGAAGCAUUCCAAAAACUGCUGCCACACGUUCUUCAGCGAACACCCUUACAUUGAGUGUUCACACUAUCGCUUCCUUCAGUAUCUACACACUGGCAAUCUGUCGAGCUUGAGGAAUGCAAAUGGUUUGACUGCAGCUGACCUGGCCCAAGCUCAAGGCUUCCAUGAUUGUGCUCAGCUCCUCUCUAAUGCACACAACCAGCUAAAUCAGCUAAAUGGAUUUGCCCAUAAUGGGACUGACCACACGCAUAGCCAGGGCCACAGUCUUCUGAAUGGAACAGCCAAUAGGAAAAGAUUUCUUGAUUGCCCAGAGCCAAACCAUGUGAAAAAAGCAAAAACUGACAGCAUGAAUUUCUUGGUGAAGACAAACAAUGGAAUUGGAGAGGAGCUUGAGAGUAUGAAUGUGGAAUCAACUGCUGAAAAUCAAUCAGGUGGGACUGGACCUUCUCCACCAAUGUCUAUUGACCUUGAACAUCAUGAAGACAGUGUUUCUUUGAGGAACCCCUCUCCCACUCAAAAAAUGUUGGAGCCCACAUCCAUGACUUCUGUUCCUGGCCCCUGGCUAUGGACAAACUCUUAUGCUUAUUUAUGACGGCCAAGUUAUCAACAAGUUUCCCCAGGCUUAUCAACAAGCUGUCAGAGCAAAUGACUGGGAUAAUAUAUUCUUAUUUGAUGUAUUCAGGCUUCUGAAAUAUCUGGAAUAUAAUAGUAUUUGGGAUGAGAUUUCCAUUUUUCCAAAUCUAAAAGAGCCUUAAGUGUGCACACACAGGGAAUUUGCUUUUAUAAUAGAAGUCCCCAGUACUUGCAAAGACAAAACAGCUAGAAUACAGAAAGACAUGUACAGAAGAGUUGCUAGUUUUCUUGGCUUUAUUUCCAUGAACUUUUGCCAUAUACUCUGUAUAUGGUCAUUCUAAGUCAAUUUUGUAAAAGUUGAUUAGUUUACUGUUAUCUUAAAUACAAGCUUGUAUGUAAUAGUUAAUUAUAUAUAUAUUUUCUGAAACUUCCAGCAAUAUGUUUCACAAUGAAAGCAUUUACUGAUUUUAGGAUAUUUCAUAGAGAUGAUGUGUCCUAUUUAUAAAUGAAUGAAUGCAUAGGGUAAUCUUUUACUACGUUAAUUGUGCUUCCAUUAUCUGGUUUAUUAUUCAGUAAUUUUAAAGAUUCACAUAUUUAAAGAUUUCAGAUGUAACCUGCUUGAAUUCUGUUGAAAUGUUACAAAGGUUUUUUUUUUUUUUUAAACAUUUAAGGCACCUUUUAUGUUAUGACUUUUUUUAUUUGAUAGUGGUUAUGAUUUCUCGGAGUAAAAGAAAAACAUUCUGGAGUUUAUCUCUGUUGACUUUUGCAGUUAGGUGUUCCAGUGCACUCCAAAAAAAAAAAGUGAUGUCUGAUCAGGUUUUUUUUGCCCCCAAUCUGCUGAGACCUGAGUAAUAAUCCGAUACUUGUGUUUUCCUAGUGCUUGGUGUACACUUCAAAUACGUUAAAGUUAUUAAAAUCAAUCCCGUGUAUACAGGGACGUACAGAGAGUUUCUCGGGCAGGGGCUCAAAUUUAAAAAAGGGGCAUCUAUCACUACAGAGUAUUGUAUUUUAUAUGUACAAUAAGCAGAAUAAUUGGAACAAUAAGGGGGAAAAAAUUGGAUUUAAGUUUAGAAAGCAUGAAGCUCGCUGCGUCAGAAUGCCAAUCUGUCAGCCCCUGUUACCGAUUACAUACUGUACACUUUAAAUAUGAGCAAAAAAGUGCUCAUACUGAAAAUAAAAUGUUUUUUCAACUACAA
Molecule: messenger RNA, 2267 nt
Organism: Ctenopharyngodon idella (grass carp)
Lineage: Eukaryota; Metazoa; Chordata; Actinopteri; Cypriniformes; Xenocyprididae
Gene: ankrd10a
Product: ankyrin repeat domain 10a
Exons: 6
Coding region: 44-1090 (348 amino acids)
Molecular function (GO): protein binding
Source: RefSeq, a predicted model, not a curated record